Thlaspi arvense is the source of this 501-nucleotide messenger RNA. The record is from the annotation of a GenBank genome assembly. NCBI's taxonomy places the organism in Eukaryota, Viridiplantae, Streptophyta, Magnoliopsida, Brassicales, Brassicaceae.
AUGAUAAAGGCCGUGAUGAUGAUGAACACACAAGGCAAACCACGGCUAGCCAAAUUCUACGAUUACUUGCCUGUAGAGAAGCAACAAGAGCUCAUCCGCGGCGUAUUUUCAGUAUUGUGCAGUAGACCUGAGAACGUAAGCAAUUUUCUGGAGAUCGAUUCAUUGUUUGGCCCGGAUUCUCGGCUUGUAUACAAACACUAUGCUACUCUCUAUUUCGUGCUCGUGUUUGAUGGUUCGGAAAAUGAACUUGCUAUGCUUGAUCUCAUUCAAGUUCUUGUUGAAACACUGGACAAAUGUUUCAGUAAUGUCUGCGAACUCGACAUUGUGUUCAACUACAGCAAGAUGCAUGCAGUUUUAGACGAGAUUGUGUUUGGAGGACAGGUACUAGAAACUAGUUCCGUGGAGGUCAUGAAAGCUGUUGAAGAAAUAUCAAAAUUAGAAGCUGCCUCGAAUUCGAUUUCGCUUGUCCCGAAGUCUGUUUCUGGGUGGCGUGGCCGAUAG